ACCAACACAUUAUAGACAAACUUCGAAUCAUGAUUAUUUUAGACAAUUUAAAAGUCAACCUGAUAAAACAAAUCUGUCUAAACAUACACUGAAAUGUAUUUAUACACAUAAACUAACAUAGGAACUUCGUUAAAUAAGUGAUUUCUGUGCCUCAGUACAACUAUAUAUAUAUAUAUAUUAAUUGAAUAAUUGAAAUGUAUUUGUAUAUUCCAGUUUGUUGUAUAAAAAUUUAACAUUGAAUUAAACAUAACCAGUUGAAUAGAUAAAUAACAAAGUAAAAACAAAACAACUUCUAGUUUGAAUAAUAAGAAACCAAAGUAAUACAACAUAGUAAUAAACAAACAAAAAAUAUACCGCAAAGUUCAAAUUCAUAUUAAACAAUAAUAUUUUAUUCAAAAAAAAAGAGAAAAAAGCAAAACAGAAAAAAAAAACAAAAAAAAUAACUCUUAUGUCAACUUUCUUAUUAAAAUUUAAAUAUGUCCAUUAUUUUGUAUCAUUUAUUGAAUAUUCAAACUUCAAUUUCAUCAUUUUAUACAUUUGUUUUAAUUUUAUUAUUAAUUUGUAAUACCAUUCAACAAUUAAAUGAAUUCAAUCAUCAAAAUUUACCAAAAAAAUAUGCAAUUAUAACAACUGGCGGAUCACAUAAAUCGUAUAUUACACAAAAAUUAAAUAAUGAUUUAUAUAAUACAGAUUAUUCACGUAAAAUUAAUGUUAAAGUAAGUGAUAUAUUAACACGACAAGCUGAAGCUAUAGCCUCUUCACAAUUAUUAUUAUCAUCAUCAUCAUCUAAUAAUAAUAAAAAUAUUGAAUAUAAAAUCAAUAAAAAAUCAAAUUUAUCUAAUCAAUCCAAUUUAUUAAUUGAUUCUAAUCAAAGAGCUCAAAUUAUUGUUAAACCAUCUAAAAAUAAUAUAAAUAAAAAUUCAUUAAUUUUACCAUCAAAUAUUUUACAACAUUCUAUUAUUAAUGAUGAUCGUUCAUGGCCACCAGAACAUUCACAUGAAUUUGAAAAAGUUGAUAUACGUGUUUUAGGUGAACGUAUAGAUAGUAAAGCAUUACUUCAUUUACGUCCAAGUUCUACUAUUGAAUCAAUACGUAAAUUACGUCGAAUACUUGGAUCUGAUUUACAAAUUAAUUGGAUGUCUAUAGAAAAUCCAUUAAAUUCACAAAGUAAAAGUACACGUUCAACAUUAUUAUCAAAUAUUCCUAAACCUGAUAAUUAUUUAUUAAAUAUUAUAGAUGAAUUAAAUUUCACUGUUUUUCGUUCAAUAAAUAAUGAUGGUUUAAUUUAUCCACUUAAAAUGACUAUUGAUCAAGUAAAUAUAAUGAAAACUUGGUUAUUACAACGUGCAACAUGUACUAUGGAAUAUAUAUGGGAAGAUUUAGGACCAUUAUUUUGGCCUAGAUGGAUUAAACGUGGUGUUUGUGUGAAUACACAGUCUUGUUCUUGGCCACCUGGUAUGCGUUGUCGUUCAAGUGGUUCACGAUCAUUGAAAUUAUUAAGAUGGGUUUGUAAAAAUGAUUCAGGUAAAGAAGCAUCAAAUAGACGAAGAAGAGAGUUUCAAACAAACUAUUUAAAUCAACAUAAUAGGGAUACAAAUUCACAUCAAACAUAUGUAGAUGAACGUAGAUCAAAACGUGUAAGACGUUUAAUACGUAAAUUAAGUUUAACAGCUAAUGGUUAUCAUUGUGAAUGGAAUCGUCAUGAAUAUAUGGUUAGUGAUCAUUGUACAUGUGGAUGUGAACAAUCAUCAAUGAAUUCUAAUUGAGAAUAAAUAAAAGUAAUGAUAUAAUAAUAAAAAAGAAUCAUUUACUUUUCCUGAAGCUUUUUUAGAUUUUUUUCUCUUCAACAAGUUCAUUACAUAAUGCUUUUCUUUUUAUUUAUUUCUUAGUGGUUUUUUUUCUGAAGUUAUAUACAUAUGUAUGUGAAAUAGUUUUAGCCGGCUUUCUUGGUGUUUUUCUCUACUCAUUCUUCUCACUAUUAUUAUUAUUAACCAGUUAAAUUAACUUUUAGCUUAUGAAAUCCCUUUUGAAAUAUACAUCAUUCUUUUAGGAAAAAAAAAGAAAGAAAGAAAUCACUAUAUCUACCUCUUUACUGAACAAUAAACUAAAAUGUUGAAUGUUCAUUGAAUUUUUAUUUGCAUGCAUUUAAAAUUCCUUUCACUUAAUAUUACUAAACUAUAUAUUGAAUG
Molecule: messenger RNA, 2189 nt
Organism: Schistosoma margrebowiei
Lineage: Eukaryota; Metazoa; Platyhelminthes; Trematoda; Strigeidida; Schistosomatidae
Source: the annotation of a GenBank genome assembly